CGGAGUAUAUAUGUGUGCUUGUGUUUCACUCUGUCCAUAAGUUAUCGUCCCCAGUCGGAGUGUUCUGCCGCGCGUGCACCCUCUUCACCAUGCGCUGUGUCCUACCCGCGCUGCUCGCGUGCGCUACGCACUGUGCCCUCGCGCUGUACGCUGUGUACGGGAGCGCGCUGUCUCCGCCGCGGCGCAGCUGCAGAGAGAUCCCCGCGAGACUCGCGCUGUGCGGCGGGAUGGAGUACAAGCGCAUGCGCCUGCCCAACCUGCUCGGGCACGAGACGAUGGAUGAGGCGGCUCAGCAGUCUGCUCCCUGGGUGCCGCUCGUGCACAAGCACUGCCACGCGGACACGCGCAUGUUCCUGUGCUCGCUCUUCGCGCCCGUGUGUCUGGAGGACGUGGCCGAGCCGAUCCAGCCGUGCCGCGCGCUCUGCGAGGGAGUCAGGGGCGCAUGCGCACCCGUCAUGGCCGCCUUCGGGUUCCCGUGGCCCGACAUACUCGACUGCGCGCGCUUCCCGCCAGACAACGACCUGUGUAUACCCCUAACCAACAACACCGUGGGGCAGGUCACUCAGCAAGUACCAAAAGUGUGUGAGGCCUGCAAAGUGAAAAUGGAAAAUGAGAAUAAAAUUGUUCACAGUCAUUGCAAUAAAGAUUUCAUCCUGAGGUUUAAGGUAAAGGAGAUCUCCUACAUAAAUGGAGACGCCAAGAUAGUUCCAGAGACCAAAACGGUAUACAAGCUGAGUGCACAGACAGACCUGCAGAAGGAAGCUCUGUGGCUCAGAGAUGGUCUGGAGUGCACGUGUGAUGAGAUGAGUGACAUCAACGGUACAUACCUGGUCAUGGGUCAGUAUCAAGAUGGGAACCUGGUGAUCACAUCGCUGAAGCGCUGGCAGAAAGUGCAGCGUGAGACGAAGCAGCUUUUCCGCAAAAACCGCAAACUGCAGUGCUGAGCUGCGAGAAACUGGCAACCACAAAUCCACCUCUGUUCCACAUCUCUAAAUCACCUCCACACUGUUGCUGUCACCUCCAACAGACCUGCAGUCAUUAAGCACCAAACUGGAACCCAUGAAGAACUUGUAUUUGAAAGCCAUGUACAGAUUUCAGUAAAGUGUCGAUGUGAUGUAUUUCUUCUUUGUAUUUAGCUUUAGCACUUAAUCUUGACAUCUGAAUCUUGACAUCUCUCUAGCAGCAGUGGAUUUAUAAGUUUCUGUACUUUAGUUCUGAGUGUUUGUGCUCUUCUGCAACACUUUAUAUCAGUAUCAUGAGAGAUAGCUGGCUAUAUUCUCAUUAUCAGGUUAAACCACAAGAAGAGUUUUUUUUUUUAAUCCAGAUUUCUUAUGUUGGAAUGUGUUUCACUGUUCUCAUGUAUGUGUGUAGAGCCUGUACUAAAUCUCUUAAACCACAAUCUGAGAUCAUCUACUGUUUAUUUCCCGUCUGUUCGUUAGAAUAUUGGCAUGAAGGUCUGUUCCUCGUUAUUCCAUUCUUCAGCUCUGUGAAAUCUCACAAUCAUGGGCUCCGCUCUGGAAUUUAUUUUUUUUUGCUUUUUUUUUUAACUCAAUUGUUUGCACAUUUUACUGCAUCAAGGUUUUGUUUUAACCAUUGUGUCUCUUUUUAUUGCAUAAAUAUUUCAAGAAGAUGCUUGUUCUUGUAGUUUAAGCGAGAAGCCAAAAGUCAUUGCUUUUAUUAUUAUUAUAACUUUGUAUUAAGUUUCAUUUUUGUUUGUUUUAUAUAUCUGUGACAAAAACUACAACA
Messenger RNA from Clarias gariepinus (North African catfish), 1746 nucleotides. RefSeq names its product secreted frizzled-related protein 2 (gene sfrp2). Gene Ontology annotation, biological process: negative regulation of canonical Wnt signaling pathway; non-canonical Wnt signaling pathway; canonical Wnt signaling pathway. The transcript is spliced from 3 exons. Bases 90 to 944 code for a protein of 284 amino acids. The record is from RefSeq and is a predicted model, not a curated record. Lineage: Eukaryota; Metazoa; Chordata; Actinopteri; Siluriformes; Clariidae. Gene Ontology annotation, molecular function: Wnt-protein binding.